AUGCUGGCUCUUGGUUACCUACUGCUCCUUCAUUUACUGGUAUACACAGCCGCUCAGAAUCCCUUGUCAACGUUGCAGUUUGUGGCCUUCUGGUUUCGACAUGGCGAGCGAACACCAACGCACUACAUGUACUUCCCCAAAGAAAUACCCCCAUUGAUUCGAUAUACGGAAGCGGAGCCAGGGGAGCUUACAAAUAGAGGUAUCCAACAAGCUUAUCAACGGGGACAGUUUAUACGAACACAUUACGACAGCUUCCUUGGCCUCGUGUAUCGUCCUUCAGAAUUGAUUAUGAAUAAUACCCAACUUCCCUAUCCGAGAUGGGCGGAGCCACUGAGAGCGAACGUGUCGUUGUACCGAAAUAUUUUCCAUCAAAGAAUGAUUGAUGCACAGAGUGAAACAGCUGGAAGAUAUCAUUCCGAGAUGCUAUUAUCCUUCAUCGAAGAUCAUCUGAAUAGGCCUCUUAUGGCUCGAAAUAAGGCCGUAUUCAUAUCAGGGCAUGACUCCAAUUUCAUGGCACUUGGUCGUCAACUCAACAUCACACAAAUAGCCAAUGAAAUGCUUCCAUUCGCGGCUCUGCUGACCGUUGAGCUUCACGUUAUCAAUGGAACUAACUUUGUGGAGUUGUGGCUCUCACCAACACUGACGGAAGAGCUGGUUCGCGUGGAUAUCCCACAAUGCCCUAACCCAUGCCGAUUAGAAACACUGCAGAAUGUUCUCAAGGACCGUCGCCUAUCAAAGCCUUCAUGGGAAGCACAAUGCCUUGGAUUGGAGGCGAACGCUUAUGAUGGUAUUGUGACA
Molecule: messenger RNA, 798 nt
Organism: Haemonchus placei
Lineage: Eukaryota; Metazoa; Nematoda; Chromadorea; Rhabditida; Trichostrongylidae
Source: the annotation of a GenBank genome assembly